Messenger RNA from Caenorhabditis auriculariae, 2060 nucleotides. The record is from the annotation of a GenBank genome assembly. Lineage: Eukaryota; Metazoa; Nematoda; Chromadorea; Rhabditida; Rhabditidae.
AUGGAUCCUCCGCCGUACUAUCAGCCGGAAAGUUCUGACACCCGACAAAGGUCCGGCUCAACACCGAAUGUAAAUGGACCGCCGCCCGAUUUUAUCGGCGCUGGAAUGCCCGGCGGGAUCCAACCAAACGAGUUUGGCUUGCAAGCUCAAUUGGGAAAGAUGGUGGGCGUCAAAAAUGAUUUGUUAAAUAAUAAUUGGAUCUUAAAGGUGUGGGAAGCGGGCUCGAAGCAAGUUCAGGACACUUUCAAGUCUUACGGACGGAUUGAUUUAUUCCGACCUUAUUUUGACGUGGAACCGGCUGAGGUUUGGGAAAAUACAAGUUAAGCAUAGGUAGAAAGCAUUUAAAGGUCAGAGCGAGGUUAAUUCGAUCAUUCGUCCCGAAAAAGCCGUCGCAAAUGGCGACGUCUCCAGAUUUAUACGGCCCAACGAUGUUGGUCCUUACAAUGGUUGCUUUGCUUCUUUAUAACAUGAAAAGCAGCGGGUUAGUUUUAUCAAAGGAAAUAUAUAAUAUAGAAUGAUUUAUAGUUACACAGUUCAAAACGGAACUUUGAUGGGAACGGCAAUGUUCAGUUGUUUCGGAAGUUGGCUGUUGAUUUCUGGCGGUCUUUACGUUUUGUGCUUUUUAUUGUCUGCUGAAGUCCCAAUGCUUCAUUUGGUAUCGACUUUUGUGAGUUUUGAAGGCUCUAGUAAUAUAUUUUCAAAGUUUUGAGCCGCAUUUUCAUGAAUUUCAUCCAUUCAGCUUUUCUUAUUCCCAUAAUGACAAGUUAACAUUGUGUUUCAAGUACUUAUUGAAGAAUUUCGAGCUCUUCUUUGUUAAUUAUUACAUAUUUUUCGAAAAAUGGGACCAAUAUUAUUUUCAGGGCUACUCUUUAACAUCCCACAACGUCGUCCUUUUAUUGACAUCACUGUUUCAUUCUUCUCACGAUCAUCUCUUUUUCUUCGUUCUAAUGGGCAUUUUUUGUGUGCCGGCCGCAUUGAGAAUGGUUGGUUUUCUUUUUUUGGAUUUGAAUUUUUGCCAAAAAGGCCAGAAACAUCACGCUGAAGGUUUGGUUUAAUUUUUAGGAAAAAUUGAUGAGAUUUUCAAUUUUUUGAGAUGCACCUGGUACAGGCAAUUAUUUUUAAAUAACUUACAAUGUUAUCAUAAUUUUUUUCAGAACUUAACUUUAUGCUAAAACAUUUAUAAGAGUCAUCAUUUUAAUCUUGAAAACUUAUUAUUUUAUAAUUAUUUUUCCCUUUUUGCAGGCGUUGAUCGUGUGCAUGCAUUCGCGAGUCCCAGCCAAUCGGCUAAUUUUAAUGAGCGUUGCCAUUGGAGCACAUUUGCUGCUUAUUAUUUAUCUUCACUUCGGAUUCCAUGUCGUUUUGGAAGGUGAUUUUGUUGAUUUUUCUGUGCACCGGAACGUCAGAGUGGGCCCUAUAGGGAUGAGGAGAAAAAAUAAUCUCUGUAAGUGCCCGCGAUAGGGGUGAAAUUUAAGGAGUCACUAUAGGGGUUUAAGUUUACCCUUAAGCCCCUAAAGCUUAAGCAAUAAGGGAAUAACUAAAAUCCCUGAAGGAGCCGCUUUUGGAAGCUUUAGUGGUCCCUAUAUAGAGAAAAGCAAAGUGCUCCCUGGUCUCCUAUAAUGUUUAGGUGGUCACUAUAGGGGUUUAGGGUCCCGAAGCCCUUGAAGCUUGAACUGUAGGAAUCUAACUAUAACUCUUAUAGGAGCCUCUUUUGAAGCUUAAGUGGCCCCUACAGGGAAAGGUAAAGUGUUCCCUGGCCUCCUAUAAUGUUUAGGUGGUCACUAUAGGGGUUUAGGGUUACCAUCAAGCUCCUAAAGCUUAAGCAAUAGGGGAAUAACUAAAACCCCUAUAAUAUCCGCUUUUGGAAGCUUUAGUGGCCCCUAUAAGGAAAGAUAAAGUGCUCCUGGCCUCCUAUAACUAUGAUUUUUUGGAAUCGAUCUGAGGCUUCUUCUUCGGAAAAUAAUAAAAAUAAAAAAAUUGCUUCAGAACUCGACGAAAUGGUCGUCGAUGCCAUAGCUGCUGAUGAAGCUCGAGCCGUCGUCCAACAAGGAUUCACUUUAUAA